AUAAGAAAAUACAAACCCUAAACCUCUCUCUCUUUCUCUGCUGUCUCCCCACUGCCGUGUGCAUCCCAGCCGCGGUUUCCCCUCUCCUUCUUCCUCCUCAUCUUCCUCUUCUGAGCAAGGAGACGCUCGGAGUCUCCCCUAUCCGACACUUAACGUAUCAUUGGCGCUUUCAUUGAGUUGAACCAUGGCCUCCACUUCUGUAACCACAGCCGACUUUCAAGAAUUCCAGCAGCAAAUUGAUCGGCAACUCCAUGACCACACCGCCACCAUGCAAAACCUACAUCAUCACAUGGAGCAACUUCACCAACGAUUUGAGGAGUUCCUGCGCCGUGUUGACAGACCUCCUGCAGCCGGUGGUGCGGGGCCUCGACUUCCUGGUGGUAACCCCCAUGACAACGUGCCUGUCAUGUCCAAACUCAAAUUAGAGAUGCCAAAGACGGACGGCUCGGAUCCAUUGGGUUGGUUAUUCAAAGCCCAAACAACAACAACAACAACAACCCAGUUGAAUCCCACUACAGUAGGGUCUGGGGAGGGUGUGUGUACGCAGACCUUGCCCCUACUCGGAAGUAGGGAGGCUGUUUCCAAGAGACCCCCGGCUCAACCUGCACAAAAAUAUGGUCGGUUAUUCAAAGCCCAUGAAUAUUUUAUCUUUUACGCCGUCCAAGAGGAGUCUCGCCUUCCGGCUAUUUCCAUGAUGCUCGAAGGACCGGCUCUUGAUUGGUUUCGGUGGCGCCACCGGAACAACCUCGUUACGACGUGGGGCGAUUUUGUCACCCAAUUCAAGCUUCGGUUUGACCCGCUCAGUUAUGUGGACUACUUUGCUAUUCUGUCCAAAAUUCAGCAAACGGGAUCCGUCUUGGAGUACCAACAGGCUUUUGAGAAAGUGUUAGUCAACGUCACCGGCGUGGCUGAAACUAAUUUGCAGUCCUUAUUCCAUGCCGGUCUCAAACCCCAUCUCCAACACGAGGUAAUGAUUCUCAAACCAGAUUCUCUUUCGGCUUCCUUUGCCUUGGCCUGGGAACUUGAGGUGAAACAUACCGCGUGGACGUCCGCCAUGCCGCACCGUUUUAACCGUGCCCCAGCCCAACAGACAACAACCCCUCUUUUGCCAACACCUGGGCCGAAGACACCUCUGCCUGGGACAAAACCUAUCGCCGGGCUGCCAAUCCGUCGCCUUUCCUACGCCGAACGCAAGGAACGCGAUGCCAAAGGGCUUUGUUAUAACUGUGACGAAAAGUGGGUCAAAGGCCACAAUUGCGGUCGGUUCUUAUUACUGUUGGAGGACGACGAGGGAGACGAGCCUGCUAUACCUGACUUCGACGACACCAUCUUGGCAGCGGAUGUCUCCUCCCUCAACAGUCUAGCCGGCGUGACUGCCCCUCGGUCGUUACGGCUAUCCGGCAUGAUUUCAACCGCGGUCGUGGACGUGCUAAUCGACGGAGGUAGCACCCACAACUUUAUUCAUCCGUCGGUGGUUGAAAAGUCUCAUUUACCGGUUCUGGAUGUGCCCGCGUUUCGGGUAUAUGUGGGCAACGACGCAUCCUUGGUUUGCACGCAGAAGUGUUCCAACGUCGAGCUCUUGUUACAAGGGUUUACCUUUCCAGUGGAUGUGUUUGUUCUUCCCAUUCAUGGUCCCGAUGUGGUUCUGGGUGUUCAAUGGUUGCAACUUCUGGGCUCCGUGACGCAUGAUUAUGCACAUUUGACAAUGGUUUUUUCCUGGAAGGGCAAGGAGUAGCCGAAUCACACCAGCCGGAAGUUUGGCCGCGGGAUCUGCCACCCGACAUCCAACGCGUGCUCCAGCGCUAUGCAUCGGUUUU
This is a messenger RNA of Cuscuta campestris, 1817 nucleotides long. The record is from the annotation of a GenBank genome assembly. Lineage: Eukaryota; Viridiplantae; Streptophyta; Magnoliopsida; Solanales; Convolvulaceae.